Magnusiomyces paraingens is the source of this 2196-nucleotide messenger RNA. RefSeq lists its product as uncharacterized. Gene Ontology annotation, biological process: replication fork processing; double-strand break repair via homologous recombination. The record is from RefSeq and is a predicted model, not a curated record. Lineage: Eukaryota; Fungi; Ascomycota; Dipodascomycetes; Dipodascales; Dipodascaceae. Bases 1 to 2196 code for a protein of 731 amino acids. Gene Ontology annotation, cellular component: nucleus. The transcript has 6 exons. Gene Ontology annotation, molecular function: ATP binding; DNA binding; hydrolase activity.
AUGACUGAAACCGACCAGCAAGAAACUGCUCAACAGGAAACUGCUAAGCAGGAAAUGCUGGAAGUGGAUAUCUCCAUGAACCAGGAACAGUUUGAUGCUGUCACUAAGCCAUUGGAUGCCAAUGUCCAAGUUCUGGCUGGUCCAGGAACUGUCAACAGAGUUUUGUAUCUUCUUUCCAAAGGAGUUCUUCCUAAUAGGAUCCUGGUACUGACAUAUACUAAUCGUGCAAUCUACGAGUUCCGGACCCGUGUGAAUGACAUCAUUGGACAAGACCUUGGAAGUCAACUGCGAAUUCACACUGUGCACUCAUACUGUCAGGAGAUGCUUCAGCGCCAUGGCCAGCUUAUAGAUCUACCCGAAGUCCAAAUCAUUGCAAAUAAGAUUGACAAGGAAUACAUUGAAGGAAUCGUCAUUCGCAAAAUCCAAAAAACCCACGUCGAUAAAGAUUAUAAGGUCGCCAAAAGAGUGUUUCACGCAGCUUUAGAUAGCAAACUUAAUAAACGAUCUGCAAACUUUGUACCAGAAUCGCUGAAAAAAGAGGUUCUUGAGAUUUACAAUGUAGAGCUUAGAAAGGCCUUUCUUUUUGAUUACGAUGAUCUCAUCAUUUUGACCGAAAAACUUCUCAAAAACUUCCCUGAGGUUGCCAAUGACCUUGAUUCAGUUCUUGUUGAUGAGUUCCAGGACAUUUCACAACCUCUCUGGAACGUCAUUAAACGGUUGGCUAAACACUCUUCUUUAUAUGCUGCAGGCGACCCAGACCAAAACAUCUUUGGAUUUUUGGGCGCACACUCUAUUAUUUUUAAAGAAAUGCGUCAGGAUUUUAAAGUCGAUCAAGUCAUUUUGACCCGCAGUUACCGCUCUUCACAGCCCAUUCUGGACGCAGCUUAUGAGCUCAUUUCUCACGACAACCAGCGCGAGCACUCAAAAAGUCUAAUAGCUGAUGAAUCAUACCUAGCUGAAAACAUGAUUGAAAGCAUCCCGCCACGCUUGAUUGUACUUAAAACUGCAACAGAGGAAAUGAGUUGGGUCUCGUGUACCGUCCGCUUUUUAAUGGAACAGGGAGUACCGGCACAUGAUAUCGUGGUGCUUGCGCGAACAGGUCGCAUAGCUUCUGAGAUUGCAGACCCGAUCCAAAGCGGAUCCGGGACCAGAACAAUCGUAAUUGGCGGGACGUCGUUGCUGGAAACCGACGAGGCCAGUGUGUGCAAUACCAUUUUGCGAUUCUUACAGUACCCUGAUAGAAACCUUUUUGUGCUAAACCUGAUUCGCAGAUACCAUUUGUUUAUUGCACCCAAGGAUUUGGAAACCGCAAUCAAUAGAGCGACAGAGCUAGAAAUCUCGCUUAUAGAAGCAUUGAGAGAUCCUGGUCCAUGGAUCACAAAUGCAAAGCGCGAGAAGCUUAACUCCUUUUUGGAAAUGAUUGACCGGUCACAUCAAAUUAUGCGCGAGGACCCCAAAAGUCUUGAAAAAGUUAUUGAGGCUUUGCGGUACUGUCUGGGGAAACUCCAACUGGUGGAAAAGGUGCGCCUCAAGUAUGCACGGACGUACCGCUCGCGGUUGCGCAAUAUUGACAAGUUUAUUGAAUAUCUUUACAGCGUCAAGGAUUACGUCGCUUGGGAAAUGGAGAGUCACACAGAGCGCACAUUCCUAGAGCAGUUGCUGGCCAGCUCUGUGUUUUACCACAUUACUCCCACCGUCGACGAGCUUGUAAUCUCAACAGUUCAUGCCGCAAAGGGUCGGGAAUGGCGUGUGGUUUUUGUUGUCAAUGCCGACGACAAGGUGUACCCGCACAUUCGCACUCACGGGUCGCCCAAAGAGCUAAAUGAAGAGCGGCGUGUGCUCUAUGUUGCCAUGACUAGAGCAAAAGAGCGUCUGCUAGUCAGCUAUCACAAGGAAAAUGCAUACGAUAAUUUCACCCAAAACGUUCCGUCGCGAUUUUUUACACCAUCUGUUCUCAAGAAGCUGGAGGCAAGUGAGGGAUCUGUCAAUGCAACUGGUGUUUAUUCCAAUUAUGCUUUGGCGGAACAAAAAUACCCAUUGCUGUUUAAACAGCCCAAGUAUUAUCGCACAACUCUCAAUAAGCGUUUCCAUACGCUUGCCCGCCCUGCAAUCCUGAAAUGCAGUCCCACUACAGCGCUCUGCAACACUGCUCGCACUUUUUCGCAUCUCCCGCGUCUCAUUUCGCGUUUCUUGUAA